UCGGAAGGGAUUGUUCCUCUGUGUGCGGGUUGUGUCACAACGAUGAUCUGUGCAAUCCCUACACGGGAACUUGUGACGAUUUCCAUUUGUGCAGUGUUCAGAGUGCACCUGCAGUCUGUGAGAGAGGUACCUAAACAUAAGUGCUUUAUAUAUGGCGGGUUUUCCUAAUGCAGUACAAAAAUUUGAAGGUGAGUGAUUGCCUUUGUUCUUGGCAUAAGCAAUGUUUCACGUGUUCAUUCCUAGCAGUUAUUUCCCUUUCCCCGGCAUUUUGUCAGUGCUUAACUAAUUCUCCUUUUGUCUGCUGUCAGUAAUCAGGACCCUCGAGUAUUAUUGCUCCUUUGUAUUUGACUAGCUAUGAAAAGUUUGUGGUGCCCCCAUUUUUCUGGUUGGUCGUAUUGGAGUGGCAACUGUUACUACUUCGGCACAGAGGCCCCUGCCAGCUGGGUUCAAGCAAGGGAGAAAUGUAGAAGAUACAGAAGUGCAGAUCUGCUAUGGAUUGAGAGUCCAGAAGAAAUGAAUUGGUUGUUCUCGGCAAUUCCAUCUGAAACCUUUUGGAUUGGAUUGAAUAGCAGGCAGCAAGAGUCUAUCUGGAUUUGGUCAAAUGGGAAAUCAGCUGCUAAAGAACUUGAUUGGUUAUCUGUAACUGGAAAUCCAUCUGGAAGAUGUGCAGGUAUCCAGCCAGCACCCAGAAGUAUUUUAAAGUUUAACUGUGAAAAUAAGUACAGAUGGCUUUGUAAGAAAGCUGAAUCUCCAAACAUUUUUGAUGUGUUUCUUAGUCAGUACCUGUCAAGACCAUUUUCAUCACAGAAGAUCUACAGCUCCCUCCAUAGUGCUAAGACAGACUGCUUAUAUGACCGGAACUGCACUGGAGUAGUAAAAGUCUCUCAGUACUUCAGAAGAAUGGCAGGAAUUGAUGAAAUCCACUUUGCUCCUUUUACUGCUCCCUCAAGUGCUAUUUCCUAUGUAAAACGUGGUAUGUGUCACACUCCAAGUACAAAUUUGCUGCAGGUGCAGAAGAAUGAGAGCCAUGUGGUAAAUUGUAUUAACUUUUCACCUAUAUUGCCUCACCAGUCUAUGGUGGUUAAAGCAAGUUGAAAUGUUUCAUC
Molecule: messenger RNA, 1106 nt
Organism: Chelonoidis abingdonii (Abingdon island giant tortoise)
Lineage: Eukaryota; Metazoa; Chordata; Testudines; Testudinidae
Product: C-type lectin domain family 17, member A-like
Source: RefSeq, a predicted model, not a curated record